Messenger RNA from Danaus plexippus (monarch butterfly), 899 nucleotides. RefSeq names its product chymotrypsin-2-like. Bases 54 to 821 code for a protein of 255 amino acids. NCBI's taxonomy places the organism in Eukaryota, Metazoa, Arthropoda, Insecta, Lepidoptera, Nymphalidae. Gene Ontology annotation, biological process: proteolysis. The transcript is spliced from 5 exons. The record is from RefSeq and is a predicted model, not a curated record. Gene Ontology annotation, molecular function: serine-type endopeptidase activity.
CAAUUAUAAUACUACAAAUAACUGCGAGAUUGACGCUGACGGAACUGUUCAAAAUGUUAAAGAUCAUUAUAUUUUUCUGUUGUAUCUAUGUAGCAAAAGGUUUUGUGUUGCCGCAUUUCAUCGAUAGGCCUGAACCUUGGAUCGUAGGAGGAGAAGAUGCCCCUGGAGGUUCUGCACCUCACCAGGCUUCGUUACGGAGCCUAUUCAACUUUCACUUCUGCGGAGGAUCCAUCAUAAGCAACAGAUGGAUUUUGACAGCUGCCCACUGUACUUUAGGGGAAUCGAGUUUUACGAUGAAGGUGUUUGUUGGAACUAACAGUUUGACAAACGGUGGAAAUUCCUAUUCCGUAGAUAAAAUAAUAAUACAUGAAAACUUUAGCUACAGCGAAAUUAAAAAUGACGUCAGUGUUAUUAAAGUGGCUAAGGAUAUAAUAUUUAAUGAGCUUGUACAACCAAUACAAUUGCCAGACGUAAACACGCUUGGAGGUGCCAAUCUUACCCUGACAGGAUGGGGCACGACAUCGUAUCCUGGUAGCAGCCCCGACAAGCUGCAGGUCAUAAAACUGCUAUCACUAAGCGAUGAAGAUUGUCGUGAUAUCUACAGUCACGUUGAUGGACCGGAUGUGGAUAGCACUCAGAUAUGUUCAUUCACCAAGCAGGGAGAAGGUGCCUGUCAUGGUGAUUCCGGAGGCCCGCUGGUGGAAAAAGGCAAAGUGGUGGGUAUAGUGUCGUGGGGCAUGCCGUGCGCCAGGGGAUACCCUGAUGUCUUUACACGAGUAUUUGCUUACAAAGACUGGAUUAUAGAAAACACUUCUAAAUGAGAACAAUAGUUAAUUAAAGAAAGAAUUGAAGUCAUUUUAAAACGUAAUAAAUAAGUGUCACUAUGUAUGUCAAUAAAA